Malurus melanocephalus (red-backed fairy wren) is the source of this 444-nucleotide messenger RNA. It is a transcript of the gene MRPL34, whose product is annotated as mitochondrial ribosomal protein L34. The record is from RefSeq and is a predicted model, not a curated record. Gene Ontology annotation, molecular function: structural constituent of ribosome. Gene Ontology annotation, biological process: translation. Bases 3 to 344 code for a protein of 113 amino acids. Gene Ontology annotation, cellular component: mitochondrial large ribosomal subunit; ribosome. Lineage: Eukaryota; Metazoa; Chordata; Aves; Passeriformes; Maluridae. The transcript has 2 exons.
CAAUGGGGAGCGGCGUUGUUGGCGGGCGCGGCGCGAUGGCGGCGCUGUGGGCCGGGGGCCGCAGGUUUUCCCUGCUGCACUGCUCCGUCCACAAUCCCUUCCCGCUGCUCCCAAACCCUCUGGAGCCACCUUCCACACCCUCCAUUCCUUCCGCUCUCUGCCGCAUCCUGGUGCCAGCCUGGGGYUUCCAGCAGAUCCGUGGAAAAUCUCGAGGGAACGAGUACCAGCCUAACAACUGGAAGCGGAAAAGAACACACGGCUGGAUCAAACGUAUCAGCACUCCCGGUGGGAUCGCWGUCAUCCUGCGCCGCAUGAUAAAGGGCAGGAAAUCCCUGAGCCACUGAGGGACCCUCUGGAUCUGCCAGGAAUUCGGGAUGAUCCCACCAAGACAUGGAGAUGGUCCUCAUCCCAGCUGUUCCUGUCGUMUGGGAGGGGUCACGGUGG